Messenger RNA from Octopus bimaculoides (California two-spot octopus), 6515 nucleotides. RefSeq lists its product as uncharacterized. Gene Ontology annotation, cellular component: SCF ubiquitin ligase complex. Gene Ontology annotation, biological process: SCF-dependent proteasomal ubiquitin-dependent protein catabolic process. The record is from RefSeq and is a predicted model, not a curated record. NCBI's taxonomy places the organism in Eukaryota, Metazoa, Mollusca, Cephalopoda, Octopoda, Octopodidae. Gene Ontology annotation, molecular function: protein binding.
GUGUAUAUAUAUAUAUAUAUAUAUAUAUAUAUAUUUCUCUCUACAUUUGAAGCAAAAGCGUAUGUGAAAAUGAAAUAACGUGAGUGGAUUUUUUCAAACCAGCAUUCAUCCAAGUGAAUCAGGGAGAAAAAUAUAUAAAUAUAUUGCAAAGUUUUUUUGUUUUUUUUUGCUUUAAGCAAUCAUACCACUAAAGGAUCCUGAAAUUGUGAAAGCUCUCUCAAAACCGCUAGAAAUAAUUCAUAAGUCGGAAGUGAAACUAUACCUGCUUAAAUGAUAAUUUGUCUUUACAUACAUUUAUACAAACAUACACACACAUUUCCUGGUGUUAUUUAAGCUUGACAUCCAGUUGGCAUGCAAAAAAAUAAUAAUUUUCCCGACCAAAAAGUAUAAAACAGCAAUAAUCUGUUAUACUACGACUAUUUCAUAAUAUUGUAUAUUUCAUGGUCCUUUUAGCUUUCUAAAACUGGCAUCCCUGCUUAAGAUUCCGGACAGAGGGGAAGGAGUACAUUCAUUCAUACUGGAAACGGAUACCCUACCUACCUAUUUACCAUUUAUAUCUAUCACUAUCUGUUUGUCUGUCUGGCUAUCAUUCAUUUAUUCAAUCAUUAUAUAGUGUGAUUUAUACAGCACAAGCGAGAAAAUCUAGAAAGGAGUGAAGUACAUUAAUUUACUAAUAGAUACUUCCCUUGUGUUAACGUUGUUGUUGUUGCUACUACUAUUCUUAUUGCUUAUUCCCACUACCACCCCUCGUUUGUUUUAUAUCGUGUAGUAAGCCUAAUUAGAAAUGUAAAUUUUAUUUAUCAAUUAUCUCCAUUUGCGAUUCAGAUCUAAUUUAUUAAUUUGUAUCAACUUAAAAAAAAAUAAUAAUUAAGUCCAAAUCGAACCCCACCCAUGCAUAGCUUGUAAAAAUUUACAUUUCUAAAUUGUAAAACGUCGCUUUUAACCUUGUCUAUUAUUUGUCUGCAGCGAAAGAAUAAGCUAUCAGAUGAUUUUAUAUUUAGUAUCAUUAAUUAUCGAUAUGUGGUUUUCACAACACAUUUGAAAAUUCCAUGCCAUAGACUUUAGUGUAGUCAGCUAUUACUACUAUCACUUAUAACUUUACAUAAUCUUCGAUGUUUUUUUUUAAUGAAUUAGAAUAAUAAUGUAAUAAGAAAGCUGCAAUUAAAUUAUUCUUAAAACUUGAACAUCUCGUUUAUCUGAAUGAAAAUAAUUAUAUAUUUAUACUGUAUGUAUGUAGGAAAUCGAUGAUAGAAAGAUUCCCCUUCAGUUUUAUGCAAAUAUUUCAUGAACCAAACACUUGUAUAUCGAUUCCUUGGAACAGUUUGUAACAAGAGCUAGUGUAGUGUAGUUGUAUCAAAUUAUAUACAUACAUAUUAUAGGUAUAUCAGUUUACUGUUUAAUAUACAAAAACCUAAUUCAUUUAUUAUUCACGAACACCAACACACACACAUUUAUAAUCGACAUAUAUAGACUUUGUGUAAAUAUAUAUGUGCGUGUGUAUCUCAUUAAAAGAGUAUAUAUUAUAACAAGGUUAGAUCUGUUUAGAAAAACAAGAAAAAAAAGAAACAAUAGCACUCAGUUCAAAUUAAAAACAAUAAUAAUAUAAGGGGGAUAUAUUCUGAUCAGUGUUUUUUAUUCUCCUGUCAGCCAAUGUUGCUUUUGUUGAAUUCUCUGUGAUUGACCAGAAGAAUUAAAUGUUCCGGUCUUAACGACCCAGUUUAGAAAUUCUUAAAAUGUGAUUUCUCUUCUCAACCUUUCCCACUCUAUCUACUUUCCCCCCCUCUCUUUAUCACUCUCUUCCUCUUUAAUUUCUUUGAGCAAUUCAUGCUGCCGUCGUUAACAAGGGCAGCGGAUAGAAGACACGAUCCACACACUAUUUAAUAACUCCUUGAGGUUUUUCUUUAUUCUUUUGAGAUUUUAUUUUCAAACAACGUUCUGCUCAAUCCCUCUAUCUCUUUCUCUUUUGCCUUCACCCCUUCUCUCUCUCUCUCUCUCUCUCUCUCUGGAAUUAGUAUUUGAGUGUAACUCGUUAUAUUUCCUUUCAGUGCCUACCAAUUUAUAUAUAUUAUAGAACACACUAUAUCUGCCUAUCUUUAUCCUCAACGAGAAACUUAACGAAACCUUUGUACACGAGAUAAAUUUCUUAAAUAGGAUUUCAUGACCGUUUGGUAGAAGAAUUUAAGGUCAAUUAAUAAUCAUAAUAAAUUACGCCUCCGACCGAAAGCAUUGGUGUACUAAAAUACAACCGCAAACAUUCAAAGAAAACUAGAAGAAAUCAAACCAUGUGAUAAAAACAAGCCAGAAUUCUAUCUCGGUAGUGAAAGAUGCCAAUGUAAUUCAUGCUCAUCGGAAAGCAGUAGGGUUAUAUCUUGUCGAGCGUGUACAUGUGUCUGGACAGUGUGGGGCAAGUGGAAUAAUAUGUCGACUAUACGUAGGGCUUAUAUGGAAUUGUCGAAUGGGAUCAGGGGCCUUCGUUUACAUAGGGACCAGACUCCUCAGGCUUCGGCAUCCACUUCGUCAAAGGAUGCUUCGAUUACGACACAAAUUCCUUCGUUAAUCUCAUCUAAGUCAACCGUGCCCAAUACUUUGUCUUCAACAACUGGGGUUGGAGGCAAAAUCUUGCGCCUUUCGAAACCAAACCAGACCUACAACAGCAAUGUUAUUAACACGUCGUCUUCUUCAACCUCUUCAACUGUAUCAUCAGUUGCCAUUCGAAGGAUGCGAAUAUUAAAUGGGCGGUAUAGCCCCACAUCUGUCCAAGAAUUAUUUUUAGACGAGAAAUUUCUGUCCCGCUUCUUUUCGUAUUUUUCGCCUCAGGAGAAAGGUGAUUUAGCACGAGUGUGUAAACGAUGGAGAAAUAUUCUAUAUAACGUGUGUUACUGGACAGAUGUCAUACCUGUUAUAUCAUGUCGAAAAUGGUGUAACGAUGUAGAAGGCAGAAAUAAAUUUUUCGAAAGCCUAAUUCUGCGAGGCUUUGACUCGAUAUGUUUAUUUGGGGCGACAGACGAAGAUAUUCAGGACUUUGUUAACAAUUUCCCCCCUUGUAGGAAACAAAUUCGGUCUAUCAGUGUACGUUGUUCAAAUGUAACGGAUGUCGGGCUCGAAUUGAUGUUUAAGAAAAUGACUUCUGUUUAUCGUUUGGAACUUUCUGGUUGUAAUGAAAUCACAGAGACCGGUUUGUGGUCGUGUUUGAACCCCAAAAUUGUCUCACUUUCUGUAAGCGACUGCAUCAAUGUAGCAGACGAUACGGUCGGCGCUAUAGCACAGUUACUUCCGUCUCUGUACGAACUCAAUCUUCAAGCCUACCAUGUUACAGAUGCUGCUCUUUCUUUCUUCAGUGCCAAACAGAGCUAUACCUUAUGCAUUCUUCGUCUGCAGUCGUGUUGGGAAAUAACUAAUCACGGUAUAGUAAAUAUUGUACAUUCGUUACCAAAUCUUACCGUCCUCAGUCUAUCGGGCUGCAGUAAAAUAACAGAUGACGGAGUUGAACUUAUAGCGGAAAAUCUUCGGAAGUUACGCCUUUUGGACUUAUCUUGGUGUCCUAAAAUUACUGACGCCUCUUUGGAAUAUAUUGCUUGCGAUUUAAGUCAACUACAAGAACUUGUUUUGGACAGAUGUACUCAUAUAACCGACAUAGGAGUGGGUUACUUAUCUACGAUGACGUCAUUGAUCAAACUCUACCUAAGGUGGUGUACACAGGUGCGAGAUUAUGGUCUUCAACAUUUGUAUUCUAUGAGAAAUCUGCGGUUGUUAUCUUUGGCAGGUUGUUCACAAGUAACAAGUCAUGGACUCUGCGGACUGGUGAAUCUUCGUAACCUCGAAGAAUUGGAGCUGACAAACUGUAACAGUGCCACGGCAGACCUCUGUCAAUAUCUCCGUGACAAUAUUUCUGGCUGUUUAGUCUUAGAAUAACCAACUUUGUUUUUUUUUGUUUUUUUGUUCUUUUUUUUUUUUUCUAUGUGACUUUCUUCAUUAUAUUCCGCCUUGCCCUGCCUCCCUUUCUUCUGAAAAAAAAAAACACGAAAAAUAAUAAAACAUGCCAUCUCUCUCCAUUCCACAACAUAUCCUCAAUUAUUAUUAUUAUUAUCAUUAUUAUUAUUAUUAUUAUUAUUAUUAUUAUUAUUAUUAUUAUUUUUAUUUUUAUUGUCAUUACCAUUAUUAUUAUUAUGAUUAUGACUGUUGUUGUUGUUGUUGUUAUUGUUGCGGCACAGUCCACAGAGCAUGAAGUAAGCUUCCGGCAAGCCGAGUCCACCAGCUGGGUUUUGAUUUCUGGCUGAGCACCACACAUCCUCAUUCCCAAGUCUUCUAAAUUUCUGGCCCUGGGCCUGAAUUAUGAAGUUAAUCAUUAUCAUUAUUAUUGUUCUUGUUAUCUUCAUCACCAUCAUUGUUAAUUUUAUUAUUAUUAUCAUUAUUGUAAUUAUUAUUAUUAUUAUUAUUUUAUUUUGAUUAUACUAUUUCUAUAUUCUUCAUUCUAUCUCUUUCUCCUUUAUUUAAUAUUAUCUGAAAUACAAAAAAAAGACAAAAACAUUUAGUUAAAACAACACAAAUAAUAUGAAAGAAAAAAAAGUGUAUGAUUAUUUUUGUUUUUUAACAGAAAAAAAUUUACACAGAACAGAAAGUUUGGAUAAACUUUAUAAAUUUCUUCAAAAUAGUUCAAAUACCACUCUAGACUGUUACUUGUAUUAUGUCCUAGCUGUUUGUUUGGUUUAUUUUCUGGGGGAAAAAAAUCAUAAAAGAAAAAAAAAACAAAAGUAAAAGAAAAUGUCUUUCAAAUCAGAAUCCAUCAAUAUUUUUUUUUACAUCAUUCAGUAAAAGAAGUCAAUUUUUUUUUUUUUUUGUUAUUCUACUCCCCAGCCUCCACCCGUUCUUUCUAUUAUGUUCCACCACUGGUUUUGUUUGUUUUUGUUUUUGGUUUGUUUUUUUUUAUAUCUUUUGUUUAGAAAUGAAAGUAAUGUGAAUAUUGAUUUUAUUUUGAAUAAAGCAGCACCGUAAGGCCAGUUUUUGUUGGAGAAGUGUUGUACAGUCCAGUAAUUAAAAUCCAACUUUAUAAUAUUACUGAUACUUACUUAACCAAGAUUGGAUUGCAAAAUCAAAGAACAAAGGUUAUUGCAUAGUUGGAGAGAAAACUGAUUGAUGCCAAGUAUUUAGUGAAACAUUUUAACUGUUUCUGUCAAUUCAAAGAUUUCAUCUGGACAUAGCCAUUCUAAAGUACCUCCAUGGCAACCUCCUCCAAGCUGAUCUAUAUGAUAGCAGGAAGAUGGAUACAACUUGCUGGACACUGUCUGCAACACUCAGAUUUGCCCACUAGCCAUAUCAUUUGAGAACUGACCCAAACUUGAGGUCGAGACCCUGAUGGAGAACAAUACGCUACAACUGCUGAUGAACUCAGAAUACCGACAAUGAAACAGGAUACAUGGCCCUUCUGGCAUUGUGCUGGAGGUAAAUGCAAGUUGUAACCAAUAAAAAAUCAUCUUCUGAUCAACUUGCUAUUAAAUACUUUUGUCUAGACAAAAGGCCAAUUCUUAGAGUAAAAUUUUUAAAAUAAGUAUAGUUGACUAUGUCAACUCUAGCUUUUAUAGGCAAAAGUGGAGAGUAUGGUUGAUGAUAUCAACUCCAGUAUAUGGUGAAUUCACAGAAUUGUGAGAGCAUAGGGCUCUUUACAUUCUGAAUUCUAAGUAUGGCAAGGUCAGCUUUGCCUUUCAUCUCCUCAGGUCAAUAAAGUACCAAUACAGUAUUAGGGUCAGUAUAACUGAGUAAACCCUCCCCUCAGAAUUGCAGGCCUUGUGCUUAAAUUAGAAAUUUUAAUUUUGUGUGGUGAUGGAUUGGCUGAACCAUUAGAGCAUGUUUUGCAGUAUUUAUUUCAGCUAUUUACAUUCUGAGUUCAAGUUCUGUCUAGGUCAAAUAUGCCUUUCAUCCUUAUAGGGGCAAUAAAAUAAAGUACAUGUCAAGUACUGGGGGUCAAUAGUAUUGAAGAACCUCCACCUCCCAAAAUUUCAGGCUUUGCCCUAUGUUAAAAUUAUUAUUAUUUUACUGUUUUCAAAUGGGAAAUCCAUUAAUAACUUAAUUACAAUUUUUCAAACUAUUAACCUUGUCUUUAGAUAUUUUUAAAUAUUUACAUCUCCACAACAUUUCAGUCAGUAUAAUCCCUCAUCCUCAUCAGGGACCUAAUUCCUAGAUGUUUUCAUAGUAUCCAACUAGAUUUGAACCAGGAAUUUUUAUCUCCAAAAUAAAGGCAGUAACAUUCUAAUCUACUUGGCCAUUGAUGAAAUAUGGUGUUGAUGUAAAACAUUAAAGUAAAAAUGUGAACAGUCUUUAAAUUAAUAAACUUAUGAAUAAUAACUCAUUCCUGGUGUUAUACACUUAAAAAAAUAUAUUAAUUUGUGGGUACACGUACUAGAGUUGGUAGUAUUAGCUAAUCCUUCCCACCAGCCAUAUUUCAGGCCUUGGUGCCUAUGCAAGAAAUAAUUAAUUUAUGGAUAUAUUAUAUAAAUAAAAACAUUAUCACAGCUAAACAC